Acinonyx jubatus (cheetah) is the source of this 7065-nucleotide messenger RNA. RefSeq names its product kinesin family member 26A (gene KIF26A). The record is from RefSeq and is a predicted model, not a curated record. Gene Ontology annotation, biological process: microtubule-based movement. Gene Ontology annotation, molecular function: microtubule binding; ATP binding; microtubule motor activity. NCBI's taxonomy places the organism in Eukaryota, Metazoa, Chordata, Mammalia, Carnivora, Felidae. The transcript has 18 exons. Bases 39 to 5933 code for a protein of 1964 amino acids.
GGAGGAGCUCCUGGCCGCUCCCCGCGCUCCGCUCCUCCAUGGCGCUGCCCGGGCCGCCAGAGCCGCCCCGCGGCGCGCCCCGCAAGGUGCCCAGCCUGCUGGAGAUGGGGGCGCUCUGCCUGGACUCGGAGGUCAUCCUGGGCUUCACCAGCCACCUCCUGCGGCGGCGAGCCAAGGUGGCCGAGGGCGGCCCGGCCCGCGAGCCGCUGCAGCUGUUGGAGGUGUCCCCCCGCAAGAGGCUGCCCAACGGGCCCGAGCAGGACCCAUGCGGCAGCCGCCCUGCGCCCGAGGGCGCCGGUGCGGGCGCAGAGCAGGGCCACUCGGCCGGCGGGGGCGGUUGGUGCCGCCACUGCCACACGAAGCUCGCCGAGCUCAAGCGACAGGCGUGGAAGCUGGUCAGCGGGCCCGGAACACCCCUCCGGGACCCUUGCCUCUCUGCUCUGCUCCUCGACAAGCUGCCAGCACCCGGGGCCCUGCCAACAUGCCGCCCGGAGGCCGAGCGCCGCUGCGACGUCUGUGACACGCACCUGAACCAGCUCACGCGGGAGGCCCUGCGGCUGCUCCAGGCACCUGCCAGCCGCGAGGACCCUGACGCCCCGCACGGAGGCCCUGGCCUCGUGCCCUCCGGCCCGGGCACCGUAACCAGCCCGCGGGCUGUGCCAGUGGCCGGUGGCCCGGCCGGGAGGCAGCCGGGCCGAGUGGGGCCGGACAGGAGGAAGGGACUGGCCUGGCCGUCCGGACCCAGCGUCCAGGUGUCGGUGGCACCUGCUGGCCUCGGGGGAGCACUGAGCACGGUCACCAUCCAGGCCCAGCAGUGCCUGGAGGGCAUGUGGAGCGUCUCGAGGGUCAACAGCUUCCUGCCACCGUCGUGCCUGGAAUCGGCAGCGGCCGUCCCGAUGGCCGGGGCCGUGUCUCGGCAGCUCGUGGGACGGCGGAGCCGAGGCACGUGCGGGACUCCGGAGACAGGUGCUCACGGAAGCCGGAGGACUGAGAAAGUAUGGUGCUGGGCAUGGCCCCGUAGGCGGGGUGCAGAAGCACUAGACAGCCCGAGGGAAGCUGAGGCUGAGGCGGCGGUGGCUGCGGUGGCAGUGGCAGACACGGUCCGGGACGGCUCCCCCACCUUGAGCUCUGAUGGCGCGUCGAAGACGUGGGGCCGCGGUGGGGCCCGCACGACGGCGCUGGUCACCCCGGCCCCGGGCGCCCCGGCUGGGGGCUCCACAGGCCCGUCGGCGGCAGCCUCCUUCUUCAUUAGGGCUGCCCAGAAGCUCAGCCUGGCCUCCAAGCGCAAGAAACCUCAUCCGCCACCAGCCCCUGCUGCCCGCGGCGCCUCCCCCUACCCCACGGACUUCAGCGGGGUCCUGCAGCUGUGGCCGCCCCCCACACCCCCCUGCCUGCUCAGGGCCGCCUCCAAGGUGAAGGACAACCUCGGCGGUGUCGGAAAGGUGAAGGUCAUGUUGCGAAUCUGGCCGGCACAGGGGGCGCAGCACUCGGCCGAGCCCACGUCCUUCCUGAAGGUGGACCCGCGUAAGAGGCAGGUGACCCUGUACGACCCGGCCGCUGGGCCCCCAGGAAGCUCGGGCCCCCGACGAGCCGCCGCUGUGGCUCCUAAGAUGUUUGCCUUCGAUGCGGUCUUCCCCCAGGACUCGGAGCAGGCUGAGGUCUGUUCCGGGACAGUGGCUGACGUGCUCCAGGCAGUGGUCGGGGGGGCUGAUGGCUGCAUUUUCUCCUUUGGCCACAUGAGCCUUGGCAAGUCCUACACGAUGAUCGGGAAGGACAGCUCGCCUCAGAGCCUGGGUGUCGUGCCCUGCGCCAUUUCCUGGCUCUUCAGGCUCAUCGACGAGCGCAAGGAGAGGACGGGCACCCGCUUCUCCGUCCGCGUGUCGGCCGCGGAGGUGUGCGGCCCCGACGAGAGCCUGCGGGACCUGCUGGCCGAGGUGGCCUCCGGCAGCCUCCAGGACGCCCAGUCCCCGGGCGUGUACCUGCGCGAGGACCCGGGGUGUGGGGCACAGCUCCAGAACCAGAGCGAGCUCCGGGCGCCCACGGCCGAGAAGGCAGCCUUCUACCUGGACGCCGCGCUGGCGGCCCGCAGCACCAGCCGGCCCGGCUGCAGCGAGGGCGCCCGGUGCGGCUCGCACACACUCUUCACGUUGCACGUCUACCAGUACCGCAUGGAGAAGUACGGCCGCGGUGGAAUGUCUGGAGGCCGCAGCCGCCUGCAUCUCAUCGACCUGGGCAGCUGUGAGGGGGCGCCCGGCAGGGGUGGCGAGGCCUCCGGGGGCCCCCCGUGCCUGUCUCUGUCGGCUCUGGGCAGCGUCAUCUUGGCCCUGGUCAGCGGAGCCAAGCACGUGCCCUACAGGGAGCACAGGCUCACCAUGCUGCUGCGUGAGUCCCUGGCCGCCCCCAGCUGCCGAGCCACCAUGAUCGCCCACGUCUCGGACGCGCCAGCACGCCAUGCCGAAACGCUCAGCACCGUGCAGCUGGCUGCCCGCAUUCACCGCCUGCGCAGGAAGAAGGUCAAGUACGCGUCCAGCUCCUCGGGCGGGGACAGCUCCUGUGAGGAAGGCCGGGCCCGCCGCCCACCGCACCUGCGGCCCUUCCGCCGCCCCAUGGCCCCUGACCCUGGCCGCCUGGCCCCCAGCUCACCCGGAGACCCCGAGUGCUCGUCCAGCAGUGAGCAGUCCUGCGACACCGUCAUCUACGUGGGGCCUGGGGGGACGGCACUGUCCGACCGCGAGCUCACGGACAACGAGGGCCCGCCCGACUUCGUGCCCAUCAUCCCCGCGCUGAGCCGCCGCAGGCCCUCCCAGGGCCCUCGAGACGCCGACCACUUCCGUUGUAGCACCUUCGCCGAGUUGCAGGAGCGGCUGGAGGGCAUUGACGGCAGCGAGGGCCCCUCCGAAACCCUGAGCGUCACCAGUGGGGCCCAGCCCGGCCCGGCCCGCGGGGCCAGGAGGCCCUCCCCGCCCGAGGCCGCCGCCCCCAGGAAGGCUGUGGGCUCCCCGCUGGCGGCCAGCACACCUCGAGGCAGCCCCGGCCGGGACACGCACUGGGUUGCCCCAGAGCCCUCCAGGGCCAGCGCCGACCAGAGGGAGGGAGGCAGCGUUAGGCCUGCGCCGCCCGGGCCGGACAAGGUCGCCGCGGGCGGAGGCGGGAGGCCACUGCCCGGCCCGGCCCCUCCGCCUCCUCGGCAGCCAGAAGCCGGCCCGGCCCCCGAGGACCCCGGGGGCGCUGACGCGGAUGGUGCGGCACGGACACCGCCCGUGGGCAUGAGCGGGCAGACCGGCCGCCCCCGCCCGUCUGCACGAGGCCGCCGUCUGGAGCGGGGCCUGCUGACCACCACGGUGACCCUGCAGCAGCCCGUGGAGCUGAAUGGCGAGGACGAGCUGGUGUUCACGGUGGUGGAGGAGCUGUCUCUGGGCGGGCUCACCGGCUCCGGCCGCCCCGCCAGCCUGGCCAGCUUCGGCAGCAACUGCUCUCUGCAGGCUCUGGCCUCCGGCUCGAGGCCCGUGAGCAUCAUUAGCAGUAUCAACGACGAGUUCGAUGCCUACACCACCCAGGCGCCCGGCGGGCCCUCAGAGGGCGCAGCCUGGGCCGGGAGCAGCCAGGGCUCCUCUAUCAGCUCUCGGCUCAGCGAGGUCAGCGUGCGCGUGGACGAUCGCCACAGCCCCGCGCCGCAGCCUCCCUUCGGGGCCGGCCCUGACUCGCCGGCAAGGCCCGACCCUCCGGGCCCCCCUGUCCUGGGCGGCUCCCCGGAUGAUGGCCGCUGUCGGUUCCCGGAGCACGGGCGAUCGGACAGUCCUGGCCCAGCCCGGAGUCCUCGUCCUGGGGAAGCGGCCACCGCAGCCCCCGCCCGAGUUGGCCGGGAGUGCCCGGCCGUGUCCCCAUGGGGGGCAGCCCCGGCGCAGACCAUCCACUCCAGCCUUCCCCGGAAACCGAGGACUCCCUCAGCGGCCAGCCGCGCAGGCUGCCCUCGCCUGGCCCCGAGCCCGCCGGGCCCCGGAGGCCUGUUCGAGGACCCUUGGCUGCUUCGGGCAGAUGAAUGUGGUGCCCUCCAGGGGGUCUCUGCCGGCAGGGCCUCCAGCCCGGCCCCCGCGCUGCCUUGUGCCCGCAGGGUCGUGGACGGCUGUGAGGUGGCAGCCAGGGCAGGCCACAGGCUGGAGGCCGUGGCUCAGAUCCCACCGCUGCGGAGGGGAGCCACCACACUGGGUGUGAGCACGCCCACCGCAUCCUGCAGGGAUGCCCUGGCCGAUGCGGCUGCCUGCUUGGGCGGCCCGAAGGAUGCCCCCAGCCGCAAGAAAAGUGUGGUCCCCAAGGGAGGCCUCUUCCCGAGACCCAGCGGGGCGGCCCCCCCAGCCCCUCCAGUGCGCAAAUCCAGCCUGGAGCACAAGAGUGGCCCAGCUCUGGCCGCUCCCCAGGCCGGGGGCCUCUCGCGAUCUGCGGCUGCCGCCCUCCCCCGAGGGGAGGAGGAGGCCAGGCCCGGUGGCCGGGCUGACCACUCCGUCCCCAGGGCCACGUCGAGCCUGAAGGCCAGGGCUGGCAAGGCGGAGGCAGUGUCCCGUCCCACCACCCACGGCUCUCUGGAGCGGUGUGAGCUCCUGGGGCACAGCAGCGGCAAGGCCAGGGAAGCUCCCGGCAGGCCAGCCCGGGCCGUGCCCAGGCUGGGUGUACCGUCCACCAGCCCCACGCCUGGGCCCGCUCCUGCCUGCAGGGGCAGCCCAGCCAAGGGAGUGGGGGCCCCGAAGCCCCCGGCCGCAGGGGGCAAGGGCCGCAGCCUAGCAGCUGGUGGGUCGAGGGCUCUGGGUGUUCCCGUGAAGCCACUAACCCCAGCAGUGGGCAGGACCCCCGGUGGCCCCGUGAUGGCGCCCCGGGUGGCCCCACGGGCAGUGCCUGGCAUGGGGGCCAAGGCCAGCCGCGGCACCAUCAUGGGCACCAAGCAGGCGCUCCGAGCCGCCCAUAGCCGCGUCAAUGAGCUGGCAGCCAGCGGAGCCCCUGGCAGAGGUGGCCCCCCCUGGGGCUCAGUGGACUCGGACAGCGGCAGUGACAGCGGUGUGAACGUGGGGGAGGAGCGGCCGCCCGCGGGCCCGGCGCUGCCCUCCCCCUAUAGCAAGGUGACUGCCCCACGGAGGCCCCAGCGCUGCAGCAGCGGCCACGGCAGCGACAACAGCAGCGUGCUGAGUGGCGAGCUCCCGCCCGCCAUGGGCCGCACCGCCCUGUUCUACCACAGCGGUGGCAGCAGCGGCUAUGAGAGCGUGCUCCGCGACAGCGAGGCCACCGGCAGUGCCUCCUCUGCCCCCGACUCCAUGAGCGACAGUGGGGCCGCCUCCCCUGGCGCUCGCUCUCGAAGCCUCAGGUCUCCCAAGAAGAGGGCCACAGGUCUGCAGAGGAGACGGCUGAUCCCAGCCCCAAUGCCCGACACGGCUGCCCUGGGCCGCAAGCCCAGCCUCCCCGGGCAGUGGGUGGACCUGCCCCCGCCCCUGGCCGGCUCCCUGAAGGAGCCCUUCGAGAUCAAGGUGUAUGAGAUCGACGAUGUGGAGCGGCUGCAGCGGCACCGCCCGCUCCCGAGGGAGGAUCCGCCAGAGCCUUCCCAGGAUGUGGAGAAGGGUCCGGCGUGCAACAGUGCCACGCUGCGGCUGGCUGAGCGCAGGCAGCAGAGGCUACGAGAGGUGCAGGCCAAGCGUGAGCACCUAUGCGGGGAGCUGGCCGAGACCCAGGGCCGGCUGAUGGUGGAGCCCGGCCGCUGGCUGGAGCAGUGGACCCAAAAGCCGGGAGGGGAGAAGCAUUUCCUCGGCCCCGUGGGAACCCCUGGCCUGACCAGCUGCUUGCUGUCCCUCCCCAGUCGAGGUGGACCCGGAGCUGGAGCCCGAGUCAGCAGAGUACCUGGCGGCCCUGGAGCACGCCACGGCCGCCUUGGAGCAGUGCGUGAACUUGUGUAAGGCCCACGUCAUGAUGGUCACCUGCUUUGACAUCAGCGUCUCCACCCCCGCCGCCACGCCCGGGCCGCAGGAGGUGGACGUCUGAGGCUGGGCACUGGGGUGCGCAGAGGGGGCGUGGGAGGGAGCAAGGAUGUGGUAGGGGUCGGAGGGAGGAGGAUGCAGAGGGUCGGCUGAAGGACCGGGGGGGUCUCAGAGGCGAGGGAGCGUGAGGGAGGGGCUGGCCGAGUGCAGUGAGCGGACAGGGAACGAGCGUGCGGAGACAGAGACUGUCGCCAUCCAGACAACGACACAAGUGCCUUUAACCUUGAACUGGACUUCUCUCCUUUUUGCGUUUGGUGCUAAGGACUCGAGACACCAGCAGACAGUGUGCUCAGGCUGUGGCCUGGCGGCCGCGGUGGCCAUCCGAGUGCCCAGCAGGAGCCUCUCUCCAGCCAAGCAGAUUCAUGUAGCAGGACAGCUCUGGGCUCAGCAGGCCCAAGGGUCGGGAUGACUUCUCCUUUACAGCUGUCUCCUCUCGGCAGAGCCGGCCCUAGUGGCCACCAGGCCCUGGGUCUGCGUGUAGUUCUCUCUGCAGAUGGAACUGGGGGUCCUCCGGGCAGGGACGGCCCACCUUCCCUUCCCCGAGGACCUGCUCUGUCCCGAGGACACAGGGAGGGCAGCACCCACGGGCUGAGCUGAAGGCACACGGCGCCUUCUUCUACGGCAGGAAUUCUUACCAAAACCACAAGCAAAAACAAAACAAACGAAAACUCACACAGAAAAUGUGGGGGAUAAGGGUUUUGUAAAGGUUCUGUUAGGCUCAUAUUUUUAUAUCAUUUUGCCUAUAAAUGCAGUAUUUGCAGUGGGAAUUUGGAGACAAAUGAUCUAUGUUUUUAUGGUUUUCUAUGGAAGGUAUUCCUCAGGCCAGGCUCUUUCUGGGGGGCACCCUGGGCAGGGCAGGGGUCCUUCCUUGGGAGGCACUUCUUGCCAAAUGCAGACCAGGGGUGAAUUUGCUGAGGCAUGUGUUCCUGGCACAAUGGGCUCUGUUUUCUGACCGUUGUGCAUUUUCUAAGGGCGUCCAAACCUUUGUACAAAUGUGUAGAUAACAUCUUGCUGCAGCUUUUGUGAAUAAAAGACACAUCGGUUGUUAAAA